Messenger RNA from Rhipicephalus sanguineus (brown dog tick), 2112 nucleotides. RefSeq names its product PDZ domain-containing protein 8-like. NCBI's taxonomy places the organism in Eukaryota, Metazoa, Arthropoda, Arachnida, Ixodida, Ixodidae. Gene Ontology annotation, cellular component: mitochondria-associated endoplasmic reticulum membrane contact site. Gene Ontology annotation, molecular function: protein binding; lipid binding. The record is from RefSeq and is a predicted model, not a curated record. Gene Ontology annotation, biological process: mitochondrial calcium ion homeostasis. The coding region runs from base 4 to 2112 and encodes 702 amino acids. The transcript has 20 exons.
AAGAUGAUGGUCCUGGCCGCCGCAUUCGGCGCCUCGUUUGUGGCGGGCGCCAUGUUUGUGAUCCUGCUGCAGUUCUACCUCAUGUUCCGGGUCAUCACGUUACCCGCGCUGCACCGCGAGAAGGUCGGCAAGAAGUAUAUACCCGCCACCGUACCUCAGAAACUUCUCAAAGCAGUCACGAACGAAGAUUGGAAGAAAGAGCGUGACACAUUGCUCGUGGCCAACCUCGCUUCCCAGUUUUUAUUCCGGGAGUGGAAGGACUCCGCUCUGAUCCGCCGCGUCUUUUUCUCGAAAUUGAACAAGGCGUUUCGCGCGGUUCUUCGUGGUCCGGCCAGCAAGGUCUUAAGCAAACUUCAGGUGCGAGAGAUUGACUUCGGUAACGACUUUGUGAGCGUCAACAAGAUAGCUGUUGAAAGCGUCACCCUGCACGAGAUAUGGAAGACAAUCGAGGAGCUGGACGUGUUUUGCAACGUCGAGUACCCGGGCGGCUUCACCAUCGGCAUCGACGCCGAGCUCAACAUGGGAGCGCUGGCGUCCGUGGUCAUCAAGGUUCAACACUUGGCAGUCAAAGGCCGCCUGCAGUUUUCCCGGAAGCCGUACACCCAUUGGUCCUUCGCCUGUUACGAGGAGCCGAGAGUCUCCCUAACAGUCGAGUCAUCGCUUCAGGGCCAAAAUUAUCCGCAGUUAGCGAGAGCAGUAACUGGACUGGUGAGACGCAAGCUUCGGGCCAAGUUCAACCUGCCGACUUACUCGAUAAUGAUCAAGCCGUUCUUCCUGAUCCCCGAGCUGCGCGUCCUGUCCACGCACCACGAGAAGCUGAGCCAGAACGGGACCCUCGAGAUAACGGUCGUCGAGUGCUCCAGGCUUGUGCUCUGUGAAGGCUCCUUCCAGCUGUACUGCAUGAUCUCCUUGGACGAGUUGGAGUGGAUUGACAUGGACGAAGUGCUGGGGACGCCGUGGCAGAACAUUUCCCUCGAGCUGUGUAAGCCGGUCGGCACAGCCGUCGGAGUCGAAUUCAGGAACAAAACGGUCGAAGGGAGACGCCGCGAAGUCGUCUACGUCGAGAGCCUCGCUCGCAACUCUCCGCUCGCCGCCGGCGGGCUUCAGAUGGGCGACUUGAUUGCCACCAUCGAUGGAAUCCGUAUCGUCGACUUCAAGCAAGCCGCCAAGGUCCUUUCUAAAGCCGGACAGCUGGUCAUCAUGAACGUCCAGAGAAAGAAGGAUUUCAAGUGGGACAAGAAAAUGGCUCUCAGCUUCUCAACGCCGUCAGAAUACGAGGACCAUACGCUGACUCAGGAAGACAAAACGAAGAUAAGUAACAAGACUACCGAUUUCAACAGCAGCGACCGUCCGGAGAAGAAAGGCGACAGCGCGGCGAUUCUUAUCAGAGCCAAGAACAAGGGCUUUCCGAUAAAACGUACUACUUACGUUCUCUCCAACCGGGAGCCUGUGUUCCUGGAGUCGUUCAGUUUCGAAGUGAAGAAUCACUACCGCUUCAUCAACGUGGGUGUCUGGAGCAAGGGCCAGAUCAUUAGCCUGCAAGGUGUCAAGAAGCCCCGCAUAGACACCAUGCUUGGAUACACCGCCAUCCCCGUGUCCCACGUGCUGGAGGAGUGCCUGAAGACCACCGAAGGCUACCACGGCGAAGUCGUCAAGCUCUUGUGUCCACAUUUCACUAGGGUUCCCAAGGACUUCCACAAGUACGCCACCUUGUCGGGCUUCGACCCGCGUCACUGCUACGGCGACAUCACGCUUCGAUUCCUGUUCAAGGGCGAGUACAAGGUCAAGGGCGCCCAGCUCAGCUUCGAGCGCACCCGCGAGCACAAGGAGGAUGAGCUUGCGGGACCCGUCGUCACUGCCGUCGACGAAACGCGGCCCACGACUCCAACGUCCGCGAAGUCCUUGUGUCACGAUUUCGAGGAAGUCAUACUUAAGAAGGCAACGACUUGCAAGUUCUGCAAUACCAGGAUCUGGCUCAACAGGGGCAUGCGUUGCAAGGUCUGCAGGAUGAUCAUCCACAACAAGUGCCUCGAUAAGACUAUGCAGAUGACCACGUGCAAGCAGAAAAUGUGGCCGGAGGAAGAUGCAGAGCCUGUAGCUGGUUCCACUUAA